This is a messenger RNA of Durusdinium trenchii, 789 nucleotides long. Lineage: Eukaryota; Dinophyceae; Suessiales; Symbiodiniaceae. The record is from the annotation of a GenBank genome assembly.
AUGAUCGCCUAUUUCGCCAAAGCAUUCUGCGUCAGUUCCAGACCUGACGGCCGAAUGGCUUGGGUGGUCCACGACUCCAUCCGUGGAGACCAUGGCGUUCCCCUGCAGGACCUGGACAGCCGAGCAACAGCCACAGUGCUUCCCGGUACCCGAGAGAAGAGCAUCGCCAAGAUUGGUCAGUUGGAAGUCUUUGUGACCAUGGAGGACCUGGAGAAAGAGGCUGCUCAGAGGCGGACGAAGUCUUGGUCCAUGCUGUAUGCACACAUGGCAGGAUUCGCAAUGAUUUCUGCGGGCGGAGAUUUGCAACACUCCGACUUCUUUCGGGACGAUUGGCCCAACAGUUUACUUGCAGUGUUGUUGAACGUGCUCUUCUUGCUGUUGGUUUUCUGGGUCUCGGCUCGGCUGCGGCCACGGGGCGACGAAAGUGAUAUGGAGUCCGACGAUGAGGGCCCAGUUGAAAUGUGGAAUGAGAACGCAAUUGAAUCUGAGGACGAGCUCUUUUGCUUGUCCAUCUCUUUCUUGCUGGUGCAGGCCCUAAGAUUCCAAGCAAGCGGCGUUCUUUCUACCAAGGCUGGCUUGGAGCCUGGUGAGAACUUUGGGACUAUGGCGAUCCUCACGGUCUACGGGGAAGCCUUGCUCUUCGUGGUUGCCACGGUGGUGGUGGUCUUCAGCGGGAGGACAGGCCGCUUGGCCGACCUCCUCCGAGGGACGUUGUCCAUGGCCUUCGCCUGGUGUUUGCUCUUCGCCUCCCGAUGGAUGUUCGAGCCAGAGCCUCAGCGAGACCUCUAA